Molecule: messenger RNA, 3100 nt
Organism: Moneuplotes crassus
Lineage: Eukaryota; Ciliophora; Spirotrichea; Euplotida; Euplotidae
Source: the annotation of a GenBank genome assembly
AAUUAAUGGAAAAAGAUAGAAUGAGCGAUAAAGUUUUGAAUGAGAAGAGAAAGACUACCCUAAAAUCCCAGAAAAUAUCAUGAUUAAGAAGCCUCAAAAUUUUAAUGAUUCUUAAAUUAUUAUUGAUGUGAGUGCAGAUUGCAAAGUCAUCGUCAAUCCAAUGACCUAACACUGUAACAAUUUCAAAUCCUGAGUACCUUAUAUACACAACUUUCAACACCACAGAUACCACAUUUUCUCACAUAAAGGCUACUCUAGGCCCUUCGGGAGCAACUUACUAUGCUUCUGCUUCAGGGACGCAAACUGUAGUAUUUAGCAAAGAAGACACCACCGGAAAUAUUGUGUGGUCGAAGUCCUAUAACCCCUUAAAAAUCUUUCAGAAGGGAUUCAUGAUAUCAUGGGAUGAAGAAACACUUUAUGCCAUGAGUGACUCAAGCACCACUAGCAUAGCAAUUUACAAGAUAAGCCCCUCUACUGGAGAGCUUGUUAAAAAAUAUGAAGAGACUAACCACAGAAGUUACGCAAGUUCCAGAACAAUGUGGAGCAAAUUUCAGUUAUCUCCUGAUAAUACGGUGAUGUUCUAUACAGCAGUGACUUCAGCUCAUAAAGGAGUGCUAUGAAAAUUUACAGUAACUGGCACAACUUCUGAUUGUUUUGAAGCUGGAAAUUUACAAGACUUGACCACUCUUUUGUAUGUAAACUCUACACAUUUAUUCAUCACAGCAAGAGAUAUUAGCACAUACAGACCGAUAAUUGCCAUGGUUGAGUGGGGCCAGACUACUCCUGCCUGGCAAAAUAGAAGAGGCUGUUAUCCAGCAAGUGCUUGUGAAGUCAGACUUGGAAGUGCCAUGCUGAGUGCAGACAAAACAAAAAUCUAUAGCUUUUUCGCUCAAAACUCAGCGAGGUACCUUACAUUCGCAAUAUAUAAUGUUGAUACUGGUGCCAUAGUAGGCCAAAGGUAUACAACAAACACCAAUACUUUCCAAGGAUGAUGGGAUGUACAGCUUCGUGGAGAUAUUCUCUACUGCCUUGUAUAUCAAAACUCAUAUGCAGAACUCUACACUUACAAUAUAGCUUCUGAUAGCUGGCUUGAUUAUUUCAGGACAGAUUCACCAUUCGGAAGCCUCCUCGAAAACAGCCAAAGAGAUGUAAUUAUUGUGUAUGGACAGAAAAAUAAUAAAGCAUAUAAAAUAGGAUUUUACAGAGAAAAUGCCACAACACAUGAAUCAGUCUCUGCAUCAACGUAUAGCAUGGUGGCUGCAAGCGCAGCUCAUUCAGAAGAAGUAGGGGGAUCCUGGAUUACUUUUGGUUCAAUCUACAAUGUUGCAAUGACUGAAUAUGAUUCUUCUAAUGCUACAGAAACAAUUUCAGAUGUUCAGUUUAUCAUUGACAACACAAACAGCUGGGAGACAAACAUUUUUGAAAAUGCUACAGCUGCGAUUGUUAAUUUCACUUCUGAGGAUAAAAUAUCUAUUGAUCCAAACUGAACAUGAACUACCACUCCUGAGAGAACUGAUAUCACAUAUGCUAUUGAAAGUAAUAAUGGAGAGAUUAUCCCAGACUGGAUUGAAUUGAAUAUGACAUCAAAGAAAUAUGAAGGGAUAGUUCCUAAUGUUACUAGUACAACUAAUUAUACCUUUGUGUUGAAAUCAACUUGGACAACUAAACCAGCAGGAAGUUCUCAGCAAAUAGUCACAUUCACAAUAGCUCCGAAGCCAGUAGCAAAUACAACUGAACCUGAAGAAGAGCCUAUUGCUUUGUCUUCAGCUGCUGCUGCGGCAACAGCAGGUGCUGCAGGUGGAGGUGCAGCAGCAGUUGCAGUUUCUGCCGCUAGUGGGAGUCCUCCUACUGCUGUAUACUUUAUCCUCCACCAACUUCAGCUAAUUAUCUUAUGCUUAAUGAUAGAUCCAUACAUUCCAAACUCGAUGAAAGCUUAUCUUGAAGGCCAAAGCUUUGCUCUAGUAAAUUUCAACUUUAUCCCGACUACAGAGUUGCCUGGAAUUGAUAUCCCAGUAGGUUGGAUGCAUGGAGAGCAAGCUAAUGAAAUACUAGUUACAUUAGGCAUUGAAUCAAAGAGCACUUUUGUUAAUAAUAUGUCACUAUUCAUCUUCAUUUUCUCCUUGGUUACCCUCCAUCUGCUGCUAAGAUUUGUACUUAUCUGAGGAUCAAGAGACCCAGAGACUCAAAAUAGGUUUUUUAAGUUCUGGAACUGGCUCAGAUUGAAAAUUCUUGACAUUAUUAAGUAUGCACUUUACAUGAGGCUUUUAAUAGAGUCCCACGAAGCACUAAUGCUUUCUUCUUGAUCUGAAAUUUAUGAGUGGGAAUUAAACACCUUCUCUAGUUAUGUAUCCAUGGUGGUAGCUAUUUUUAUACUGAUAGUGAGCCUGUUGCUCCCAUUUCUAGCUUUCUAUGCCUUCUGGAGGUACAGAAACCAUUUCGACCCAGAUAAGAAGUUCAUCUUAAUGGAAUUCCUGUCCGAUCUCAGGAAUGCUAAAGUUGCUAGGAUUUACAUGACCCUUAUGCUCGUUAGAAGAAUCAUCUUUGUAUGUGUGGUGAUAUUUCUGAUUGCAAUUCCAAGAGAAUUCAUCUACAGCAUCUUGAUAAUCACUCAGUUUGCCUAUAUGGUGAUUCUUGCGAUAAUUAGGCCAUUUGACAAUGUGAUUAACAAUAUUCUAGAGUACAUCAAUGAAGUGUUCCUUUUCAUUGUUAUCUGCAUCCUACUGUCUUAUGACAAAGAGUCUAAGUGGACAGAUGCAGCAGAAAGCCGACUCCUCACUGUGCUAAUGAUAAACGGAUACUUAAUCUUAGCCGUAAUGAUCGUUGGAUUUAUCAUAGUAAUCAUCCAAAAAUGAUGCAUUAAGAAGAAAGAGAGAAAGGAGCUUUACCAGCAAAGCAACUCAUGUCAAGACAAUGAGACUGGAGAGCAAAAAAAGCCUAACGAGCAUACAUUAAAGACCAACCUGCAGUGCCAUGAGGAAGAAGAAAAAGUAGCUGAAAUAAAUACAGAAAAUUACAGAAUGAAGUUUAAAUUGGGAACACCAGAGCGCGGACAUUUUGAAAGUGAAGAAAUGGAAUAAAUUAAAAACCACUAAUCUCUCUG